Molecule: messenger RNA, 1581 nt
Organism: Diaporthe amygdali
Lineage: Eukaryota; Fungi; Ascomycota; Sordariomycetes; Diaporthales; Diaporthaceae
Exons: 7
Coding region: 1-1581 (526 amino acids)
Biological process (GO): regulation of DNA-templated transcription; DNA-templated transcription
Cellular component (GO): nucleus
Molecular function (GO): DNA-binding transcription factor activity, RNA polymerase II-specific; DNA binding; zinc ion binding
Source: RefSeq, a predicted model, not a curated record
AUGAAUCAGGCCAUGAGUCAGACUGUGCCCUCGGGCCUUGCCACCCGAGAUAACUCACCGCCACGGCCGCGACAAAAGUACGGUGCGGCUUGUGAAGAGUGUCGACGGAGGAAAUUGCGAUGCGAUCGCCGCCGGCCGCAAUGCGGUGUCUGCCAGGCUUCUGGUAUGCAGUGCCAAGUCGCAUUAUCUCGUGCUCUUCGGGGUCCGAAACCUGGAUAUAUCAAGGAUCUCCAAGCGCGGAUUGCGGCUCUGGAAGGAACCAUCACUCAGGCUAACCAGCAACAAAAGUACGGCGGCUCUAAUGAUUGUGUCGACGAUAUGGCCCUUAACAUGUCCCAGAACCCUCUUACCACAUUCCAGUUUGGUGAACCCCAGCCUCUGAAACUUGAGAUACCACCAUAUUCCGAAGACUCGAUCCAAGUCCAGAAAAUGUCAACUGUCUCCCCGGCUCGUUCACCUUCUUGCUCGGAUGGCGAGGGACAGUCGUCGGUUCCGAUUCAGGUUGAUUUAGAUCAAAUGUAUUGGGAAAGAGUCCACCACUUUGCUCCGAUCAUUCACCAACGUCGAUAUUUAUCUUGGAGUAGAAGGCAAGACAAGACUGCAGCCCAAACGGCCCUACAAUAUUCCAUGUGGACCUUGGCAGCUUCUGCAGGAACAGACUGUAAUCAGCUCAGUGUGGACCGAUUCUACCGCUGCGCCGUUCAAGCUCUGCAGGUGAUAGACAACACCGAUGAUCCCGCAGGUCUGAAGCAAUCCAGUGAUCAUGAGCAGGUACAGGCUCAGCUAUUACUGUCUUUGUACGAGUUCAAACAUAUAGACUUCCGUCAGGGCUGGAUCCGUGCCGGAUGCGCUUUCCGCUUGAUCCAACUUGGAUGGUUCCAGGAUAUUGUAUUAGGGAUAAAUCACUCGCCUGCUUCCAUGGACUGGACCGAGUUGGAGGAAAAGAGAAGAACGUUUUGGCUUGCAUUUUAUCUCGACCGCAUCAUCAGUUUGAGGAAUGAUUCGCCUUGCACUUUUGGCGAGGAGACCUUAAUCCCGUUGCCAGUCCCCGAGGCCAAUUUUCAAAACAGUAUGCCCACAAUCACGGGGUAUCUUUCCGACAGUCUCGACAGCCCCGACUAUGCAAACGACACUCAGUCCUCGGACUUCACCGAGAGUAUAAUUUUGGCCACCAUCUGUGGUCAUGCAUUGUCCCACCGCCGGCAGCUGCUAAUGGAGCAAGCUCAAUGUAGCGGAACGGAUGAUUUCUGGAGUCGCUAUCGGCAGAUUAACGCUAGACUUACCAAAAGAGCAGACCUUUCGGCCGCACGGUAUUCCGCGCAAGCCGAAGAAAUAGAGCCGGCACUGCUAUUCCAAAGCAUUAUGUGGCGUACGAUCAUUUUAUACAUGUAUGAAACUAUGAAAUUUGCGGCGGCACUGGCGGAUGAGAAUCAUCCUGCAUUAGAGUAUUAUCAGGAGGCCACAAUUGCGGCACAGAAUUUGGUGAUUUUGAGUGAUCAAUUACUGCAGGUCAACUGCUCAAAGCUACAUCCUCUUGCUCUUAUCCCCCUUAAUAUGUGUGGCUCCCUUCUCCUCAACUAG